AUGGCUACAGCCUCUGAAAACCAGGCUCCGAAACCCGUCCUUUCCAUUGAUGAUUUUAUUAAUCAAUGUCCGCCACGCGAGAUCCUCCUCAGAAUGGCUAGCCAAGAUGAUUUUUCUACAGAAAGCGCUGUAGAAGAAAUCGUUGCACUGACUAGGGCAGCUGCUGUGGAGGCCGCGGCUGCCGCUGAGCGCGCCGAACAACAGAAUAAUGCAUUAUUAAGGCACGCGGACAUCGUGACUGCUAUUAUAAUUGCAUUGGCCGUCGUGCCCGAUCCGACAGAGGGGGGUAUACUACACUUAAAAGACGGGCUUGCGACGACCCCCUUCUGGUCGGGCAUGCCUCGAUUUUCCAUAAACCUAGCUGAGGAAGCCCUGAGAGGCCCUGGCAUUCCUUCCGAAGAUAUAUUGAAGAGUCUUGACUGGGCAAAUUUAGUAGCCUUCUUUGCCCAGCUCGCGGAACUUAAAUUCUGGGACCUAUUUGAGGAUACUUCUUGGGACUUUGCCCACUUGACACAGCUAUUCGAAGAGGAAGAGGAAGUUACAAAGCAAGACGUGCGGGUAGCCUGCAUGUGGUUCAUCCACGCAUCUAAGAAGGUUUGGACGGAUGUUCAGUUGCGUCGCAGCGACGACGAGGACUUUUUUGAGCCGGAGUUCUGGCCAAGGUGGAAGCAAUCCCUUCAAGGUUACCAGAAAAAGCUCUCGGUUGACAUUGCAAACAAGGACUUGCAGAGACUUAUAAGUUGCUCAUUAGAAAGCAUUAAUAAAACUGAAGCCGAGCUAGGCAAAUAG
Clonostachys byssicola is the source of this 789-nucleotide messenger RNA. NCBI's taxonomy places the organism in Eukaryota, Fungi, Ascomycota, Sordariomycetes, Hypocreales, Bionectriaceae. The record is from the annotation of a GenBank genome assembly.